AUGCUCCAAGGUGUCACCAAGCGUUAUAUGGGUCCACCUCAGCAUGAUCUCUGGAAACCACGAGUAGGGAACAAACAUAUUGACAUGUUCAGCACAGCCAUGAUUGCACAGGAAGUCAAUGUGCCCAUCGUCCAGUCUCGUCAACAGCUGUCGAAAGUUUCUGUGACAAGAAUCACAAGUGGUGAUUUCAGCCGUCCAGCUAUUCGCGACACACCUCCAGAUGCACGCGAAGUAAUCAACAUUUAUGAUUCAGAGGAGGAGGAAGAUGACACUAGUGGCGAUGUUGUAAUCCUAUCGAGCCUGAUAGGGAUAGACGCAUUAUCUGAUUAGAGCAAUAGCCACCUAACUAUGAAGGCAUUGCUUGAGUGAGAAAUUAUGACAACGCAAAGAAACUUCGACCUGCAAGCAGCUUAUCAUAGCAAAGAGU
Messenger RNA from Bipolaris maydis ATCC 48331, 427 nucleotides. RefSeq lists its product as uncharacterized. The record is from RefSeq and is a predicted model, not a curated record. NCBI's taxonomy places the organism in Eukaryota, Fungi, Ascomycota, Dothideomycetes, Pleosporales, Pleosporaceae.